This is a messenger RNA of Ipomoea triloba (trilobed morning glory), 2474 nucleotides long. RefSeq lists its product as uncharacterized. The record is from RefSeq and is a predicted model, not a curated record. NCBI's taxonomy places the organism in Eukaryota, Viridiplantae, Streptophyta, Magnoliopsida, Solanales, Convolvulaceae. Bases 943 to 2304 code for a protein of 453 amino acids. The transcript has 5 exons. Gene Ontology annotation, biological process: lipid catabolic process.
UGGGGAUCUUGAUCACUGCGUUGGGGCAGCUGGGGGACAUUUUAAAUAUACGAAUAUAGAGUUGAGUACGGGUGGGGGAUCUCCAUAGCCUAUCUUCUCUGCAACUCAGCUGUGACCUGAAAAAGCCAUAAAAAAAUGUUGGGAUAUAUGGUUAGGUGCAUCAAAGUUGACUUACACCCACCUAAAACCCUCCAACUCAGUCUCGCCAUGUUCUCAAUUCAAACAACUCCGCAGUAAUUAAUACACACACGAGACAUGUGCUUAGCCUAGCACUGUCUACUGUAUAGCCUCACUUCUCCCCAAACCCAGAAUAGGUGAAGAAGACGACUGAAUUCUCCUCUAGUGCCCUUCAAGCACCUUGGGCUGUUCAUUCAUUUUCUGGGUGUUGUUAAUUUUAGUAAAAAGUUUUGAUCUUUCCCCCCUUUGUUUGCAGUUUUUGUCUUCCAAUUUUAUUCCAAAUUGGCACUCCAGCUACUAGGGAUUCUUGUAAAUUUGUUCUUGUAUGAAGUAACGUGGGGGUUCUGCAAUCAAAUUCUUUUAUUCUCAUUUGUUUUGAUUCAUAUUGUUAUUAUUGUUGUUUUUGUUGUUGUUGUUGUUGUUGUUGGUACUAUAUUAUUGUGAUUCUGGGUAUCAUACUACUUGUCUACUUGGGUGCUUGUUAAAAACACACUUUUUCAGUUUUCAGAACUGGUUGGUGGUUGGAGAGCUCUGAAUUGCACUUCUGCUUUUACUUGCUAAAAUGUGUGAAAAUACUGAUUUCAGUUGUUUCUUGUAUAUUACUAGCAGUCUCUGAUUAGUAUUGCCAUUUUUUUUUUAAAAGAGGAUUUUUGUAGUUAGUUAAAGCCACAUGAUUUGAUGAAUACUAUCACUGAGGAAGAGAUGUCCAUUUUCUAGUUUAGUUAAAGCUUUACACGAUUUGACCAAUAGUGUGAUAAGGGAGAAAUGUCGAUUCUCUGUGGCGCUCCCCCGCUCCUUGAGUGUGUGUACUGUAUAGGCUGUGCCCGCUGGGCAUGGAAGCGGUGCCUCCACACUGCAGGCCAUGACAGUGAAAAUUGGGGGCUUGCGACUGCAGAUGAAUUUGAACCUGUCCCUAGGCUUUGCCGGUAUAUAUUGGCUGUAUAUGAAGAUGAUCUCAGAAACCCUCAAUGGGAACCUCCUCGAGGCUAUGGAAUUAACCCGGAUUGGCUGAUUCAGAAAAAAACGUAUCAAGAUAAUGGUGGACGGGCACCUCCCUAUCUCUUGUAUCUCGAUCAUGAUCAUGCUGAUAUAGUCCUUGCUAUUAGAGGCCUUAAUUUGGCAAAGGAGAGUGAUUAUGCUGUUUUGUUGGAUAAUAAGCUGGGUAAGAGAGCAUUUGAAGGUGGAUAUGUUCAUAAUGGCUUGUUAAAAGCAGCUGGAUGGGUUUUAAAGGCAGAAAGUGAGACCUUGAAGGACUUGCUCGCGAAAUAUCCAAAUUAUACUCUGACUUUUGCCGGGCAUUCUCUGGGUUCGGGUGUAGCAGCGUUAUUGACAAUAGUGGUGGUGAAUAGUCGAGAUAGAUUGGGCAAUAUUGACAAGAAAAGAGUCAGGUGCUUUGCCAUAGCACCAGCCCGAUGCAUGUCACUUAAUCUUGCUGUGAAAUAUUCAGACGUCAUCAACUCUGUGGUGCUGCAGGAUGAUUUCUUACCUCGGACAGCAACCCCAUUGGAAGAUAUCUUCAAGUCACUAUUCUGUUUGCCGUGUUUAUUAUGCACCCGGUGCAUGAGAGAUACAUGCAUAUCUGAAGAGCGGAAGCUCAAAGAAAAAAGGAGACUUUAUGCACCCGGUCGCCUCUAUCACAUUGUUGAGAGAAAGCCUUUCAGGUGUGGAAGAUUUCCACCCACUGUUAGAACAGCGGUUCCUGUGGAUGGGAGAUUUGAACACAUAGUCCUGUCUUGUAAUGCAACUUCUGAUCACGCCAUUAUUUGGAUCGAGAAAGAAGCCCAAAAAGCCCUGGAUUUGCUGCAAGAAAAAGAGGCGGCAAUGAAGAUUCCAGAAACACAAAGGAUGGAGAGGCAGCAAUCUUUGGCUAAAGAACACAGCGAGGAGUACAAGGCUGCGCUAAGGAGGGCUGUUACGUUGGAAGUUCCUCACGCAUUUUCACCCUCUGAAUAUGGAACCUUUGAUGAUAAAGACGACGAAUGUUCUGAUACAUCUGUCGGGGAUUCCUCGACUGGUUCAUCGAAGAAAAGCCGGGGCAGGGAAAAUUGGGAUGAAGUAAUUGAUCGUCUGUUUGACAAGGAUGAUUCAGGUCACAUUGUGCUGAAGAAACCUCUUCUUGGUGUUUGAUGUUGUGUCUAAUGAAUUACAUAUUGUUGUAUAAACAUUUGGAGGCUUUCAUUGAUAUAACCAUCAAUUUUUUCUUUUUCUUGUUUGGAUUAUUUGAUUUUGUGUAAUUUUAUUAUGUUAUUAUUGAGGCUUGAAUUCAUAUGAGGAAAUGAGUAGUACUUGUGAGGUAA